CUGAGCUCGCGGCCUCCGGCUGAAUAUAAAGUCACUCCCCGUCAGCACGCGCUCUUCUUCACUGCCUGUCCCGUUCCAGCGGAAGGCAGUGCGCUGUCUGUUUUAACAUCUGUGCUGAGUGAAUCCCGAAACAUCCAUCAAAAUGGUGAACUUCACGGUAGACCAGAUCCGUGCCAUCAUGGACAAAAAGUCCAACAUCCGUAACAUGUCCGUGAUUGCGCACGUGGAUCAUGGGAAAUCCACAUUGACCGACUCUUUGGUGUCCAAGGCUGGAAUCAUCGCUUCCGCCCGCGCCGGAGAGACACGCUUCACUGACACACGCAAAGACGAGCAGGAGCGUUGCAUUACCAUCAAAUCCACCGCCAUCUCCAUGUACUAUGAGCUGUCUGAAAAUGACCUGGCCUUCAUUAAGCAGUGUAAGGAUGGAUCUGGUUUCCUCAUUAACCUGAUCGACUCUCCCGGGCACGUGGACUUCUCCUCUGAGGUCACAGCAGCUCUGCGUGUUACUGAUGGAGCUCUGGUUGUGGUGGAUUGUGUCUCUGGUGUGUGUGUGCAGACAGAGACUGUGCUGAGACAGGCCAUCGCCGAGCGUAUUAAGCCGGUGCUGAUGAUGAAUAAGAUGGACCGUGCCCUGUUGGAACUCCAGCUGGAACCUGAAGAGCUCUUCCAAACGUUCCAGCGCAUCGUGGAGAACGUGAACGUGAUCAUCUCCACCUAUGGAGAGGAUGAGGGUGGACCCAUGGGUAACAUCAUGAUUGACCCAGUGAUCGGUACUGUUGGUUUUGGUUCUGGCCUGCACGGCUGGGCCUUCACUCUCAAGCAGUUUGCUGAGAUGUACGUGGCCAAGUUUGCUGCUAAAGGUGAAGCUCAGCUGAACCCAAACGAACGCUGUAAGAAAGUGGAGGACAUGAUGAAGAAACUCUGGGGUGACCGGUUCUUUGACCCAGCCACUGGUAAAUUCAGCAAGUCUGCCAACAGCCCUGAUGGAAAGAAACUGCCCCGUACCUUUGCUCAACUCAUCCUAGACCCCAUCUUCAAGGUGUUUGAUGCCAUCAUGAACUUCAAGAAGGAGGAAACUGCUAAACUGAUUGAGAAGUUGGACAUCAAGCUGGACACUGAGGACAAGGAUAAGGAAGGCAAGCCUCUGCUGAAGGCCGUGAUGCGUCGCUGGCUGCCCGCUGGAGAAGCUCUGCUUCAAAUGAUCACAAUCCACCUGCCCUCUCCCGUCACAGCCCAAAAGUACCGCUGUGAGCUGCUCUAUGAGGGACCUGGCGAUGAUGAGGCUGCCAUGGGCAUUAAGAACUGUGACCCGAAGGCACCCCUCAUGAUGUACAUCUCAAAAAUGGUGCCCACCACAGAUAAGGGCCGUUUCUACGCUUUCGGCCGUGUGUUCUCUGGUAUCGUGUCCACUGGCCUUAAGGUGCGAAUCAUGGGACCAAACUUCACCCCCGGCAAGAAGGAGGAUCUCUACCUCAAACCCAUCCAGAGGACCAUUUUGAUGAUGGGUCGUUACGUCGAGCCCAUCGAAGACGUGCCAUGCGGUAACAUUGUGGGUCUGGUCGGCGUGGACCAGUUUUUGGUGAAGACUGGGACCAUCACAACCUUCGAGCAGGCCCACAACAUGCGUGUGAUGAAGUUCAGCGUGAGUCCUGUGGUGAGAGUGGCUGUGGAGGCCAAAAACCCCGCUGACCUGCCCAAACUGGUGGAGGGACUCAAACGUCUGGCCAAGUCUGAUCCCAUGGUGCAGUGCAUCAUCGAGGAGUCAGGAGAGCACAUCAUCGCUGGAGCUGGAGAACUUCACCUGGAAAUCUGCCUUAAAGAUCUAGAAGAGGACCAUGCCUGCAUUCCACUCAAGAAAUCAGACCCUGUUGUGUCGUACAGGGAGACGGUGAGCGCAGAAUCAGACCAGAUGUGUUUGUCCAAGUCUCCUAACAAGCACAACCGCCUUUACAUGAAGGCCAGACCAUUCCCUGACGGCCUCGCCGAAGACAUCGACAAGGGUGAUGUGGCCGCUCGUCAGGAGCUCAAGACCCGCGCCCGUUACCUGGCCGACAAAUACGAGUGGGAGGUGACCGAAGCCCGUAAGAUCUGGUGCUUCGGACCUGACGGAACCGGACCCAACGUCCUGGUGGACGUGACCAAGGGAGUGCAGUACCUGAACGAGAUCAAGGACAGUGUCGUGGCUGGAUUCCAGUGGGCUACUAAAGAGGGUGUGCUGUGUGAGGAGAACAUGCGUGCCGUCCGUUUUGACAUCCAUGACGUGACACUCCACACAGACGCCAUCCAUCGUGGUGGCGGUCAGAUCAUUCCCACAGCUCGUAGAGUUCUGUACGCCUGUCAGCUCACCGCCGAGCCCAGGCUCAUGGAGCCCGUUUACCUGGUGGAGAUUCAGUGCCCAGAGCAAGUGGUUGGUGGCAUCUACGGCGUCUUGAACAGAAAACGAGGCCACGUUUUCGAAGAGUCUCAGGUCAUGGGCACACCCAUGUUUGUCGUCAAGGCCUUCCUGCCUGUCAACGAGUCUUUUGGUUUCACAGCUGAUCUGCGCUCUAACACCGGUGGUCAGGCAUUCCCUCAGUGUGUGUUUGACCAUUGGCAGAUCCUGCAGGGAGACCCCAAAGACGCCGCCUCCAAACCAUGCCAGAUCGUCGCCGAGACACGUAAACGCAAGGGCCUGAAAGAGGGCAUCCCAGCACUUGACAACUUCCUCGACAAGUUAUAAUCGGCAGAGCGACACUUCUCCCCCUAAAGCAUCCCUUCCCAAUCUCUUACUCUCAUUCCUGUUUGUCAUUCCUGUCCCUCCUGCACUCGUUUAUUUCCUCCCACAGAGUAAAAUAGAGGGACUGGACUGUACAAGCCACAAACUACAGCACCAUGACACAUCGGAAAAUUAAGUGGAUUAUGUAAAUCUAAAUAAAGAAGAUAAUCGAAAAUAAGUGUGUUGCUUACUGGAGAAUACAGAUGCUGUCAGUAUCCUCUGCUUGCUCUUGCCAUUUAUUAAAGGAAUAUUCUGGGAAUAUUCAAGUUAAGCUCAAUUGACAACAUUUGUGGCAAAAUAUUGAUUACCACAAAAUUAAUUUCAACUUGUCCCUCCUUUUCUUUCAAAUUAAAAAUCUGUUACAGUGAGACACUUACAAUGGAAGUGAUCGGGGCCAAUCUGUAAACAUUACUCGCAGUUUCAAAAGUAUUAUCACAAAACGUAAUGUGUUAAAAGGAUUUUUAGUGUGAUUUAAAAUUGCUUCGCUUUUCUGUGUUAUAGCCAAUUUUACUGCACCGUAAAUCAUGUAAUCCCACAAAAAUGACAAUUUAAGCUUUACAGCAUUUUUUUUUUACAGCAAUUUCUGUACACUUUAGAUUUCUGCCCCGUCCAUUCAUUUAAAAAAAAAAAAAGGAGGGAUGAGUCGAAAUACAUUUUUGUGGUAAUCAACAUUAUGCUACAAAUAUUGCCGACUAAGCUAAACUUUUACUGAACCCAGAAUAUUCCUUUAAACUACAAAGCUUGGCACAGACCUACAGCCUGUUUUGUGUGCUGAAUCUUUUUCAACCUGUUGUACUUGAGGUUUAGGAUUGUACCCAACAAUCAUGCUACGGUCCGAAUCACUGAGAUUACAUUUUUUCCCCAUUCUGAUGGUUAAUGUUCAAAUGAAGCUGAAGCUCCUGACCCGUAUCUGCAUGAUUUUAUGCACUGCACUACUGCCACACGAUUAGAUAAUUGCCUGGAUGAUUGUUGGUGCCAUAUGGGCUGGUUUGAGUAUUUCUGGGAUUUUCACACACAACAGUCUCUAGAAUUUACUCAGAACGGCGCCAAAAAAAAAAACCAUCCAGUGAGCGGCAGUUCUGUGGACGGAAACACUUGUUGAUGAGAGAGCUCAACAGAGAAUGGCCAGACUGGUUCGAACAAACAAAGUCUACCGUAACUCAGAUAACCACUCUGUACAAUUGUAGUGAGAAGAAUAUCAUCUCUCUGAAUGCUAUUCUGUGAUGCAGGUUGGUGCUGUUUUGGUGGCACAGAGGGGACCUACACAAUAUUAGGCAGGUGCUUUUAAUGUUGUGGUUGAUCGGUGUAUGUGUCAGAAUUUUCAAAGCUCUGUGAUUUAUUUAUUUAUUUAUUUUUUGUGGUGGGCAUGAAUGUAAUGUAAUGGUGAUUGAGAGAUAUACCUCAAAAGUCUGUUGUAUCAUAUUUGAUACAUGGAUUUCAAAGGGUUUUUUUUCAAUAAAAUAAUAUUCAAAAUUUUA
Molecule: messenger RNA, 4233 nt
Organism: Myxocyprinus asiaticus (Chinese sucker)
Lineage: Eukaryota; Metazoa; Chordata; Actinopteri; Cypriniformes; Catostomidae
Product: elongation factor 2-like
Exons: 13
Coding region: 143-2719 (858 amino acids)
Biological process (GO): translational elongation
Cellular component (GO): cytosol; ribonucleoprotein complex
Molecular function (GO): GTPase activity; translation elongation factor activity; ribosome binding
Source: RefSeq, a predicted model, not a curated record